Molecule: messenger RNA, 557 nt
Organism: Symbiodinium sp. CCMP2456
Lineage: Eukaryota; Dinophyceae; Suessiales; Symbiodiniaceae
Source: the annotation of a GenBank genome assembly
GUCGAGUCUGCAUUGCGCAGUCGAAAUCUUCCCAGCUGGUCGGGGAGGUCACCUUCGUGGCCUGCCUGCAGGUGGGCAGGUUUGAAGAUGGCAAGCUGGUACCGUGGAGUGACAGCGAGGACGACAGGCGCAAUUUCAUUGGUCGGCCGGAGAAUUUGACGAAGCACUGCAUCGAGGAUCUCGGAAUCGUUCAGUACCCGCGGGUUUUCGCAUGGGUCAUGGACCAGCGGCAGCGCUAUGAGAAGCCGGUGCUUUACAAGCACAAGAUGGGAUGCGUCAAUUGGGUCAAACUCGAUUGGCAACACGGCCAGGGAGCUGUUAAGGCGGCUGACCCUGUCCGUCGAUCCUGCUCCUCCGCUCCCGCCGGGCUGCCACAGCGGAGGACAGACCGGCGCAACUCAACAGUUGCUUCUUUGAGACCGAAUGGCAGCUUCCAGGUGCCCUUGGGUGGCUGUUCACAGGAACCGCUGCUCAAGCGAGCCCCACGGCUAAUAUGCGAUGACAACGAUGACAUAGAGGACGUCGACGAUGACAAGGGGAUCUACGAUUUGACGUAG